Molecule: messenger RNA, 8293 nt
Organism: Homarus americanus (American lobster)
Lineage: Eukaryota; Metazoa; Arthropoda; Malacostraca; Decapoda; Nephropidae
Exons: 11
Coding region: 677-5368 (1563 amino acids)
Source: RefSeq, a predicted model, not a curated record
UUCCCAGUUUACCCAUGAAUAAUAAUGGCAAUGUCGUUGUUACACAUUGCAUCGACAAUGAUGCCAUCUUGCAAAUGACAAGCGCAAUGAAUACCAACUUCCUAUUGAUAAAUCCCCCCCCCUUUGCAAAGAAGUUUUUUUUACUGUAUAUCUGUUAUUUGCCUACAUGACCCUAAACUGUACUGGUAUGGAGCCGUUUAUUCAGCAUCCCAGUAUCUAGAAUGCUAGAAAAUAACUGUACCCUGUAUGUUCUGGGACGAAUUAUUUAAAAUGAGCACCAAGUAAUUCCCGGACCAUGCGGUGAAAUUUCCAAGUGUUCCACACCUGUGAGCUAUAUGUUGUACAGUAUUAUGGUUGUUUUUCAACUCGUAAUUUCAGGGAGAUACUCAGUUACACGCACACACAAUCCUACAUGCAGAAAGUGAAGAAAAAUUAUAUAAGAUGUGAUUAUCACAUGGUAUAAAAAUUUAAGUAUAUCCGGGUUUCCGCCGUGAAGCUGUGUGGUGAAUGUGUGGAGGUCAGAGAAGAGAGUCCACAGCGCAGGGCACCAUAACUAGGGAAAACAGUGAGGCAGUGUCCCCAGCUUGGCUGGUUGCUUUGCCGAGCGUUGAGGUGGCCAGCAUCCCUGAGACUGUAACACAGAGCAAAUCCAGUUUGAGAUGAAGUAGUCGUAGAGAUGGCUGACUCAGAUGAUAGCACGUCUGGAGCGGGAAGCAGCAGUCAGUCUGAUGACAGUGAACCCGGCACCAGCCUGGGCUCACGCAGGAGAGCCGGGCUGAAGAGGAAGUUGGUGCCUUAUGACUCGGAGGACGACGACGACCAUCCCAAUAUCAGGCCUGAAACAGACGAUGAAUCAGAUGGUGAAGACCCUAUACGUGUCACACAUACUAGUUCCCUGUUAGCGCAAAAGGAUGAAGCUGGAUCCAGCGACUCGGACAGCAGCAAUGGAGCUCCAGGGGCGGAGACUUGUGCCAUCUGCCUGGGAAGGAUGAGGGGAGAAGUGGGCUCACCGGACUCUUGCGAGCACGUCUUCUGCUUCAUCUGUAUCUUGGAGUGGGCUAAGACAAAUGCAACUUGUCCUCAAGACCGAAAAACCUUCAAGGUCGUGCACGUGCGGGAGGUCUUUGGCGGCCCUAUUGAACGGGAGGUCCCCAUCGAGAAGCAGAAGGCUGAAGUGAUAACAUUUCCAGAAGAGGAAGAUAACCCGACAUACUGUGAGGUGUGUAAUGAGUGUGACAGGGAGGAGCGCCUUCUGCUUUGUGACGGAUGUGACCUCGGCUACCACCUGGAGUGCCUUGACCCCCCUCUGACACAAGUGCCCGUCGAGGAGUGGUUUUGUCCCUGCUGCAGCCACGCCAGACUCCACACCAAGGGUACCAGUAGACAAGCAGAAUCUACAGCUGAUGCUAGAACUUCCUCCAAGAGCGGUCUCUCACGUCCACACCAGUCGUCCCAACGGUCCCGACAGCCUCGCCGCAUCCCACGAACUAGAGCCAACGAACGGAUCCGUAUACGUAUUGAGAAACAGCGCAAAAUAUCCAGAAAAUUUAAUCGCAAAAGAAGAAGGAAAAACAAAAAGGAAAAGGUUGCCUCAGGUGAGCUUGAGGACAAGAGACCGGCCAUCAAACAUUUAGGGAAAUUCUCAUACUUUGUUCAAGGUGACAACGACAUCGACGCUGAACACACGGUAGAUGAUUUUGCUGACCAGCUACUUGCAGGAUGUUCUGGCCAACAUAGUGAUCAAAACCAGGAAAACCGUAAAGCAAAUGCUGCCAAACUGCUUCGACAUGCAGCAUUCAAACCACAGGCCACAUAUUCAGGAAAAACCCCCAAUGCCAUUAUUGACCGCCUUAACACACACAGAGAGGAGCGGGAAGAUGAUGUCUUAAGCGGCAUCUUGGAGAAUCAGAGCAUCACGCUUUCCUCUUCCAAGAAACUAACUUUAACCAAUGACAGAAAGUUAACCAAGCAGGAUGGAGUGAAGGAGGACUUAAACAUUGUACUUGAUGAAGGGAAUGCCAUAAUGUCUGAACCUCUUCCCUCACGUAAACCUUCGUCUCAGAAGACCAGUGAAACAAGUGAGAGCUCAAGUAAAGAAGAAACAGGAAGUUGUAGUUCGGCCAGCAGUAGGAGCCAACACCGUCCAAAUUUGUCUGACUCACAGAGGGACUCUCCCUCUAACUCUGGGCCAAGAUCCAGAUCACCUCAUGACACAGAUAAAGCUUCGUCCCGGAGCACGGGCCGGCCUCAAUCUGAAGAUGAGUGGAGAUCUCCGUCCAGAAUGUUGUACCGUGACAAAAACCCUCCCCAAGAUAGCCAUCAGUCGCCCCUGGAGGAUAAACGGAGAUCUCCGCCCAGAAUGUCUUUUCAGCGACAGUUUGUACCCCAGCACAACAGGAGGGAAAAAAAACGUAGUGGCUCUCCCAACAGGAAGAGCUCCAGGGAUUACAGUUAUGACCGAUGGUCAGACAGGCGUGACCAGUCCAAACAUCAAAGAAGAAAUUCUCCUCACAGAAGACCCGGGUCCUGGAGAGACACUGGGGACGACGCUCCGGGGUCCUAUAGGUACUCAGACGAAGAGUGUGCCACUAGUGAGCCCAGUAGUCAUGGGGGACGUUCAGGAAAUAGAGGAUAUUUUGGUAGGCCCAAUUUGGAGUCUGGUUAUUCUCGAGAGCCAUCGGGUAAGAGAAACGUUUCUCCUGGUACGAGAUAUGACAGACAUUCUCACAGAGAACGUUCACCAUUUAGAAAAAAUAGAAUGCAUGAGAGGGAAGGACAUAUACAACACUGGAACCAGCAACCAUCCAGAGGCAGAGGAUCUUACAGUAGAAGAGACAGAGAGGAAUUUUCACACAGGUCAUAUAAAUCAAACCGGCCAAGGUCAAGAUCCAGGUCGCGGUCUCGUUCAAGGGAGCGUUUCAGUCACCGCGGAUCGUCCAACGAGAGGGAGCGAAAACCACGUUCUCAGUGGGGCUAUUCUUAUUAUAAUGCAGAGAAUGAUAAUGAAGGUGUAAAGAACGACACCACCAGCCACAGCUUACAUAGUGUACAUCAUCCUGGUAAUGCUUCCUCCAUCAACACUCUGCUUCCUGAUGUCCAACAUGACCUAGUAGAUAGGUCAAAAAAUAUCUCAGAUACAGAACCUGUCAGUAUAAAGGAAACAGAUUGUGUUGAACCCCACAGUAGCAGUGCCCAGACAACCCAGGACCCCGCAGCGUUCCAGACCAACUUCUUCUCCACUUUGAGCAAUCUUUUUACAGUAAGGAAGGAUGCCCUAGAUUCCUCAGUACCUCGCAAAGAUCAAGAUUCCUCAGUACCUAGCAAAUACCAAGACUCCUCAAUACCUAGCAAUGAUCAAGAUUCCUCAGUACCUAGCAAAGAUAAAGAUUCCUCAGUACCUAGCAAAUGCCAAGACUCCUCAAUCCCUAGCAAAGAGAACAUGAACCCUUCCUCUGAUCAAUGUGACUUGAGUAAUGCUGACAAGGGAAGUAACUGGAGCCAAGACAACUGGAACAGCAUCCAUUGUGAGGACAAGAAGGGCCCUGCAGACGUUGGCAACUUUAAAGUUAAACAUAUAAAAACAAGAAUGUGUAAAGUUCUCGCCUCUCUGUUUGGGAAUGAUGAGGAAAACAGUUCUGAUGAGGAAGAACUCAGACAGGACACUGAAAAGCCAGAAGAAGAAAAAGUAGAUAAUGAUGAUGAUGGCCAUAUUGUGGAAGAAGAGAAAGACAAAAAGUCAAGACCCAAGAACAGAAACAGAAAUUCAAAAAACCGUUCACAUACACAACAUGACGACACCACUUUUACAGUUGACAAUAAAAUGCCUGAAGUAACGCCUCCUUUUCCCGUGUUCAGUGUUAAAACCAAGGGGUCACACUCUCAUGGUGACGCUAAACGGAAAGAAAAGAAAUCUAGGGAGAGUAAUUUAUCUGAGUCCGUUUCCUCGUCACACGGCAAAACCAAAACAAAGAGUCAUGCAUUGUUCUCGGAUGUGUUUGAGAGCAUAGCUGACGUGGCAAGUACGGAGCCCACAGAUUCUGACUUGAGGGAUAUUGAGAUGACACAAGAAACAGAGUUGAUUGAUUAUGACCAUAAACACGACUGGAACGAAUCAGCAAAGACUUUUGCUAAGUUCAUGAAGGAGUAUGGUGACAUUGGAAAAUUGGCUCAGAAGCAUAAACAGAUUCAGGAAGAGAAACGUAUGCAGAAGACGCCCGAAUAUGACAUUAUUAACAAAGAGACGAAAGAUGGCAAUGCAGAAAAUGAAAAAAAUACUCUCGACAGCUUUGUGCAGAAAAACCAUGAAGGAGAGAGGAAAGAUACAGACUAUGUGGUGGCCGGUGUCAAGCCUAGUGCCUCCUCCAAGAAGAAAUCAAAGAGAGAUGACAGCAGGAAAGAUGAUACCAAGAAAAAUGACAUCAGGAAAGAUGACACCAGGAAAGAUGACACCAAGAAAAAUGACACCAGGAAAGAUGACACCAGGAAAGAUGACACCAAGAAAAAUGACAUCAGGAAAGAUGGCACCAGGAAAGAUGACACCAGCAAAGAUGACACCAGGAGAAAUGAUACCAAGAAAAAUGACACCAAGAAAGAUGGCACCAGGAAAGAUGACACCAGCAAAGAUGACGCCAGGAGAGAUGAUACCAAGAAAAAUGACACCAAGAAAGAUGGCACCAGGAAAGAUGACACCAGCAAAGAUGACACCAGGAAAGAUGGCACCAAGAAAAAUGACACUAAGAGAGAUGGCACCAAGAAAGAUGGUACCAAAAAAGAUGACACCAGGAAAGAUGAAACCAGGAAAGAUGGCACUAAGAAAAAUGACAUCAAGAGAGAUGGUACCAGGAAAAACGACACCAAUAGGGUUGACACCAAUGGAGAUGACACCAGGAGAAAUGACACUAAGGGAGAUGACACCAAAGGAAAGGACUCUAGGAGAGAUGGCACGAAGAAAGUCGACACUAAGGAAGACGAUACCAAGGGAGACGACACCAAAAAAGAUGACACCAGGAGAAAUAACACCAAGAGAGAUGACAACAGGAAAGAUGACACCAAUGGGGAUGAUACCAAGGCAAAUGACACAAAGGGAGAUGACACCAGGAAAGAUGACACGAGCAUGCGUAACAAGCAGAAGGCAUCCCUGGAGGCGAAGGUGGUGGAGGAGGUGAAGAAGUGGCUGGACCCGUACUACCGUGACAAGUCGGUGACGAAGGAGGAAUACAAGCAGAUUGUGGCCAAGUGUGUUAAAAAGGUUGUAUCCAAAGAAUGCGGAGAUAUAGUGGAGAGCGAGAAGAUGCGUACCUUGGUGGAGGGCUACGUCGUCCUGUACAAGCACCGCAGGUCAAAGUUACUCUUGGGUCCCAACCACUAACACCUGGAGAUUCACCUAUGUACAGUCAUCCAGCCUAGAGGUGUGAUAAAGUAUUAGUUUGUGGGUGUAUGAACCAUCGCUUUAUACAAAUUAUCUCGUUUCGGUUGGGAGAGUCGAAAAAGAGGUUGGUUUUUACUUGUGAUGCCACCUGUAGAGUAUACUGUAUCAAGUAGUAGAAAUACAGUUGAUGAUUUAGUGUUCUUAUGGUAUAAAUGGGUUAUUUUGUCUCAUUUCAAGUGUAUUAUCAUACUAUUUACAGCUAGUUUAUGUUUGAUCUCUUUCUUCUUUCCACAAUUUUGGGGCAAUAUUCGUUUCUUUUGGAUUGAUGUGGGAUCAGAAACAGUUGAAGAGUGUAUUGAUAUUUUUUAAACCUGUCCAGUAAGAAAACGAUUUGUACUGUUUGGAUAAUGAUUAGCAUGAAUCAGUUUGAAUUAAAAAACGGAUAAUUUUACACGAUUAUAUGUUUUUAUAUAUAUAUAUAUACUGGUCAUCCAGACCCGUGUUGUUUUCUCGUGCACAGCAUCUCUUCAGCCUAGAUGUAUUUACCCAUACAGUCAACUCCAAAAGCUUAUUUGCCUCUGUCCUCUGAACCACGAAUCCUGAGGUUCAGACUCAUGAAUCCGAAGCAUUUAUGGACAGAAUAAUGUAUCGGUCUACUGCUUCGGUUUCACGAGUCUGAAUCUUGGAGUUUGUAGUUCAGGGGAGAGAGGUGAACGGACUUUAGUAGUUGACUGUACACAAAAGGCAAGAUGUAAGUAAAGCACCCAUGUAGUCCAGCAGUUCCUAGAGGCUCCAUCAAGGGGGUCUGGGUGCCAUGCCUUGUAUGCAGGAAGCUUUUGGUCACUUAUAUCUCAAGGUCAGAAUGAUUGGUCAUUUGUAUCUCCCCAAUGUCUUUACCAUGAAGCCAUAUGUCUUAGUUAACACAAAGCCACAUGUCUUAGUUAACACUUAAGGUGGCAUCACACUAGCACUUUCUGGUAGUUUUCCAGAUUUGUUGUCGUUUUUCCACAAAUUGUCAAUUUUUCUAGCCCGUCUCGCUCAGACAAAACGUAUCAUAUUCACUUGACUGGCUUGCGCCAACUUCUGUAGUCAAGUCAAGAUCUAUACUCAACAUUGAAAUAUUUAUAUAAAAUAAAUAUUGAACAAUAUAAAAUAACUAAAUUUAAUUCUGACAAAAUAUUUCACAAUUAAAAAGUUCUUGGUUUCAUACACAUAUUCAAGAAAUUGUACAUGGAUACAUUAAGUAGAUUAUAAUGUUCAGGCUUAAUUUUCUUACUUAUGCAAUCUUCUUCUACUGCUUUUAUGCCAGAUUUUGUAAUGAGAAUGGCAUUCAGUAAUUGUGGACUCAUCUUAUUUCUAUUUUUGGUCUUUGUGUCAGUUAACAUUGAAAAAACUCUUUCAGUUUCUGCAUUUGAGUGGGGAAGGGCAAAUAUCAUUGGUUAUUGGUACUGAUUUACCCUACGUUUUGCCCUCUUUCAGUAAAAUUACCCUAGGCCCUACAGGCCAAGAAAAUAGGCUGAAUUACCCUACGGUGGGCAGCACUGAUAUUCAUAAAUACAUCUGAUAUGUUUGUGUACAUUGAGCCAUGUGAUCAACUUCUUCAUGGCUUCUCCAUUUAUUUCUGUGUGGACAAGUUGUCUUAAAGAAUACAUGAUAGACAGUAUUAAACCUUAUCAUUGCCUGUGGGACCCAAAGGACAAUAAAUUCUGUAAAAAAUGAAGAGGAAGGCAUACAAAGCCAUCUUCUUUGUUUACAAUUGACGAACGUGGAAAGAUUGGCUCACUAGCUCUCUGUGUGUGUGACAGGGCGUACUCAGAUAAUUGACAAUUUUUUGAAAAUUGAUGCAAUAAAAUGACGAAAAAGGUGCUAAUGUGAUGAUGCCUUAAGCCACAUAUGAUGUUUAUGCAGCAGAAAAAAUAAAUAUUCACCUCUGGUUGUUAUGCCCUCAUGCCACAUAUUGUAUUGUAUGUACAGUGUAGAGCAUCAGACUUCACAAUGCACUACAUACUGUACAUCACUGUGCAUCAUGGCUACAGACUGUGCUGUAAACAGAUGUAGACAGGCAUCACAGUCCUAAACAGCCGGGCAGUUUGAUUGUGUGUGAUGAAGACAAAGUAUGUUAUCCCCGUCAGAGGAAAAAUAUGAAUGGAGCUUUGAAAAAUAUCAAAGGCAUAAAUAAACACACACACACACACACACACACACAAGGUUCUCCUUGAGUAUUUAACUGUCAUGCUGACUUUUCUUCCAUUAAUCAUUCAGUAUUAUCAUUUAAAUAAGAAAUAUAUAUUAAUUGGACAUUCUUCCUCUAUCCCUAUUGCUGCUCAACAGAUUUUCCUAGUCACUUUUUUUGGAUACUCCGGAAAAAUAGUUAUCAGCCGUCAACAAACUCUGAAUACUGUAUUACUACAUAACCCAGACCACGAAACAUGCAUUUGACACUCCUCACAGAAAGUGAACGGGUGACUGAGUCGCUACACCAAGGAGGGAAACUACUUUACAAUGAUUUCUUUCCAGAACAAUUGUGGAGAUGUUUUUAAUGUUUGAAUUUAUGAAAUGCACUUAUACUAUCAUGUGUAAUGUGAUCGUCAUCCCUAAAACUUUCACUGAUUUUUUUCAGUUUCUGUUUAUUGUACGUCCAAAAAUGUAGUAAAUAUUUUGAGUUCUUGAUAAAAAAAAGGAUAUAUACCUGUAACCCUGUUUUAUCAUUACUACUAUGCAGUACGGUACUUUUAUUUUGGUGUUCUUAAUAAACUUGUUACAAGACUGGUCAACACUUAACCCUCAUACUACACUACCUUCAUACAUACAUUACCAUCAUAGUUUUUGUUAUUCAGACACAUGAUAUCCAUCCAAACAUAUUCAGGUUUGUUGCACCUUUACUCAAGUUGUGAUUACAUCCUGUUUGUAAAGUUAUUAAGAUCA